CCGGCGGAAGGCGCGCGCGCUGGCUCCCCGCACCAGUCUCGGGGUGCGCGGGACUCCGGACGGCUCAGGAACCGUUUCUGCGCAGAGAUACCAACGGUCCAGACUGGCACUGGCGGGCAGGUUCGAAGCAGGAAUUUGCCGGCGUCGGCCGCUCCGGCCGGUGGCAGAGCUGGGGGCAGGCGCACCCCACCGACCCAGCAGGAUGGCCCCGCCCCGGGGCAGCGGGGAGGCCCCACUGUGGGGGGCGGAGUUGGCGCCUCUCUUGCACUCACGCUCAUCCCCCGGGACCGCGGGCCCUUCUUAAGCCCGCGGAGUCUCGGCUGCCCCUCACUCGCCUCUCCCGCCACUCUCCCUCCGGCGAGAUGGCCUCGGCUCUGAUCUAUGUCUCCAAGUUCAAGUCCUUCGUGAUCUUGUUCAUCACCCCUCUACUGCUGCUGCCACUCAUCAUUCUGGUGCCCGCCAAGUUUGUCAGGUGUGCUUACGUCAUCAUCCUCAUGGCCAUUUACUGGUGCACAGAAGUCAUCCCACUGGCUGUCACCUCCCUCAUGCCAGCCCUGCUCUUCCCACUUUUCAAGAUUCUGGACUCCAAGCAGGUGUGUAUCCAGUACAUGAAGGACACCAACAUGCUGUUUGUGGGUGGCCUUAUGGUGGCUGUGGCUGUGGAGCGGUGGAACCUGCACAAGAGAAUCGCCCUGCGCACGCUGCUCUGGGUGGGCGCCAGGCCUGCACAGCUGAUGCUAGGCUUCAUGGGCGCCACGGCGUUUCUCUCCAUGUGGAUCAGCAACACGGCCACCACCGCCAUGAUGGUACCCAUCGUGGAGGCCAUACUGCAGCAGAUGGAGGCCACGAGCCUUUCUGUGGAGGCUAGCCUGGGGUCUCUGGAGCUGGCUGAGAAAGGCAAGAACAGUGAGCUUCCAGGGAACCAAGUGAUUUUUGAAGGCCCUGCCACCAGGCAGCAGCAGGAGCGUGACAGGAAGAGCAUGUGCAAGGCCAUGACGCUGUGUGUGUGCUACGCGGCCAGCAUCGGAGGCACCGCCACCCUGACCGGGACGGGACCCAAUGUGGUGCUCCUGGGCCAGAUGCAUGAAUUGUUUCCCGGCAGCAAAGACCUCGUCAACUUUGCCUCUUGGUUUGGCUUCGCCUUCCCCAACAUGCUGAUAAUGCUGCUGCUUGCCUGGUUGUGGCUCCACUAUACUUACAUGGGAUUCAGUUUUAAAGAGUCCUGGGGCUGCAGCGUGGAGAGGACAACGAACGAGCAGGCUGCGUAUGAGCUGCUGCGUGAAGAGUACAGGAAGCUGGGGCCCUUCUCCUUCGCGGAGAUCAAUGUCCUGCUGUGUUUCCUCCUGCUGGUGGGCCUGUGGUUCUCCCGAGACCCUGGCUUCAUGCCCGGUUGGCUGUCCCUCGCCUGGGUAGAGGGUGAGAAGAACUAUGCCACGGAUGCCACCGUGGCUGUCUUUGUGGCCAUUUUGUUGUUCAUUGUGCCUUCAGAGAAGCCAAAGUUCAACUUCUGCAGUCAGACUGAGGAAGAAAUGAAAACUCCAUUUUAUCCCCCUGCACUGCUAAACUGGAAGGUGACCCAGGAGAAGGUUCCAUGGGGCAUUGUGCUUCUCCUGGGGGGCGGAUUUGCUCUGGCUAAAGGAUGCGAGGCUUCGGGACUGUCUGAAUGGAUGGGGAAGCAGAUGGAACCCUUGCAUACUGUGUCGCCAGCAGCCAUCACCUUGAUCUUGUCCUUGCUCAUUGCUACGGUCACAGAGUGCACGAGUAAUGUGGCCACCACCACCCUGUUCCUGCCCAUCUUUGCCUCUAUGUCACGUUCCAUUGGCCUCAACCCGCUCUACGUUAUGCUCCCCUGUACUCUGAGUGCAUCCUUUGCCUUCAUGUUGCCUGUGGCCACCCCACCUAACGCCAUUGUGUUUGCCUAUGGACAUCUCAAGGUUUCCGACAUGGUGAAAACCGGACUAAUGAUGAACAUAAUCGGAGUCUGCUGUGUGUUCCUGGCGGUCAACACCUGGGGACGAGUCAUGUUUGACUUGGAUAACUUUCCUGACUGGGCUAAUGUGACGCAUAUUGAUACUUAGGGAGAGUCUCAAGACCAGCCACGUAGCCCCACCCUCCUGAAGACUCUUGGAACUUACCUUGCAGCAGAGCUGUGGGAUCUAUGCCUGGAAGUGACUCCGUGAUGCUCAUCCCCUCAAGACCCAGCCAAUGGGCCACCUCUUCACCUAGAUUGUGCUUUAAAGAUGGGGCUGAGCAGCUGCAGGGCAGGCAAGAGGUGAAGGGGGCCCUCAGGAGGCUGGUACUGCCUUCUUUCUGGGGGCCUUGCCAUAGUUUCUGGGGUGGGCAGCCUUCUGCUCCCACUUUGCCUCCAGCUGACCCAACACUAGGCUUUGGUGCCCACUUGUUUAGUACCAGGGUUUUCUAAGUAGGAACCAGAUCCUCAGCUUGGACAGUGAAGAAACACCUUCCAGAUCCUGUGACUCUUCUGCUCACUCGGGCUGCCUUGGAUUGACCUUUCCUGUUAUUUUGAAGGGGAAACUCCAGGGCAGGGAGAGAAUUUGCUGCUGCUGGGGAGCAGAGAUCAGCGCGCCUGGACGGAGCAGGAGAACCUUAUCCAGGAUGAGGAAUUUGAAUCCUGAACUUCCGAUGGCAACACCCACAGCACAUCUGUGGCUAAACUCCCCCCCACCCGUUUCAUCCGCUCUUAGACCCCUUUCUCAGUGCCUUAUUCAAUCUUUUGGUCCCCCUGUUGUCUGGGCAAACAUUUGCUGGAAUCUCCUGGCUGGGACUCUCUAGCCCCCUCUCUUCUUGGUUGGUUCUCAGCUGCUCGGUUUGGUUCUCCCAGGAAAUGCCUUCUUCACAUGACUGGAGACCAUACUCCACAUCUGGGCAGUGAUAGCUAUUUGGGGGCCACCAUGUCCCCUUACCUACAACAUCACCUAUGGACAUAGCUGUUAAUGGCCAACAGCAGGGUCACUCUGGGGGGUUGUCAUGCCAAAGUUCAAGUCCCAGGGAAACCUUACCCUCAUUGAAUGGCCAUGGCAGCAACAGCGCUUUGCUGAGAACCAACAGUGCCUAGGGGCUCUGGAGCCAUUAGCCCCUGUCCGUGAGCGAUUUUAUCCACAAUUGCAGGGCAGAGACUCUCGCAGGGGGCCCUCAGGACUCCUGUGAAAGAGAGAUGGGAGACAUCCCCCCCCUUUGCCUCCCAGCCCCAUUUUCUUUGCUUCUCAUGCUGCUCUAAGAGAGCUGAUGGUAGAUGCAUGAGGUCCGUGGAGGGCCCUUUUCAGGGAAGGAGAAAGUAUAGGAACCCACAGAAGCCGCUCAAGCACCAAGCAUGUAUAUGAUUCCUUUGGUGGGAAUAGUCCUGACCCUGCCUGGCUCCCAGAGGAAGGUGAGCUGGCCACCUAAGCUUCCUGCUAUGUGUGUGUGGCAGGUAGGGCACUAAAUGAACACCCCCUGCUCCUUUGAGUCCACUUGUCUCCCACACCAGGUGCAUCACCAACUCUCCCACUGGAUCUCUGCAGCAUCCCUGUGAAACUCUCAGCUGCUGCCCCGUGGGGCUCAGAGAGGUCAGGUGUCAAAGUUAUACAUCAGGUCUGUGCAGUUAAGGUUCCAUCCCAGAUCUACCUCCAGGCUCUCUCUUGCUCUUAGCAUUAAGGGACUUGCUCAUAAAGGUCCUGUAGAUAAAGAUGGAUGGCCAAAAGCAAGUCCAUCCCAAUGUCCUGCCAUGAAAAGGGUUACUUGUUUUCCACCAAGAGGAAAAAGCCACCUACCCCUUUGUCCUGCUCUUUAGGCCCCUGCUCUAAUAGCCCAAGAGCUCAUUGAGGACUUGUGCUGCCCUCAUGGCCAGAGCAGGUCACCUGAAGUGUGGCCUGAACAUAGGUGAAUGAUCUCACUAUGAAUAGGAAAGGAAAGGAUUCAGUGUGAUGGCAAAGGGCUCUGCCAAACUCCUGCUGGUCGAGAGCUGACAGGAGAGUUGAGUGGGGACUUCGUGAGGGCAGAUCCAAGGCUUAGGAGGCAAAACCAAAGGCUUGUUCUGAACGCACCUAUUGAUGGUGACUGGAGUUGCAUCAACAUUUAUGGCCAGUGUCAAUUAGGACCACUUUGUUCUGUGAGUAAAAGGUAGCCUAGCUAUGGGGCUAAGGACGUAAGGUCAUUUAAUAUUUACUUAACAGGAAGUCUGGAGGCAGGCAUAUGCUGGCAUGGGUCUGGUAGCUCAUCAGGCCAGUAAGACUUUGGCUCUGUUGUCCACUCUGUCACCCUAAGGGACAUGUGCCUUUGCUUCACUUUAUAUUGACUCUGAUGCCACAUACACAUCUGCAUUGAAAGCAGGAAGAAAGGGGGUGUAGGUGUGGGCAUGAGGGUGCCAAUUGUGUAUUCUUCCCGAAUGUUAUUGGGAAAGCAAAGGCUUUCUCAGAAGCCGUCACAGGUCUCCUAUUCUUUAUAUUUUUUUCAGAACUGAGUUAUAUGUCCACUCUUGGGAUAAUCAUCAACAAAGGGGAAUUAGAAUAACAUAGACCAGUCAAGGAACUAAUUUAUUUGGCUUGGAGAAUAGGUCUAUUUUUCCUGAAAUCAAGAUUUCUAUCUACUACAAACUCGGGGUGCUGUCAGGAACAAAAGGGAGUAGAGGAAAGUGGCGGGUAGGGUCUGGUACUAUGGCCAUUUUGCAGGGUUGUUCUCACUCCAAGCUCCCUGUCCAUGAAAUUCAGUAGAAACAUGUUCCCAAGUACACAGAGAGGAGGUGGAGUUUGGUCAAGAGCUGAAGUGCUGUUUCCUGGGCUGAAGAGAGGCGAGGCCCUUUCCAGGUGACCUACUCAAGGAGGAAGCUCAAUGUGAAUGAUUGACCUGACAUCUGAUUCUAAGCAGUCAGGCCCACUCUUUGUACCCUGAUUCUCAUGGAGAAGGGGCUCGACCCAGGAGCUCUAGGGGCCUUUUUGUAGUGUCAUGAACUUUUAACCCAACUGCCAAUGCAAAUCUCACCUCAGCUCCUGUACUCUCAGCCCGAGUCAAGCACAGGUCAUCACACAUUCCAUAGCUCCCCUCUAUGUCUCAGCCAGCGGUCAGAAGCCCACUCAGAACUUUCUUACCCAAGACCUUUCUCUGCCUUAUUCGCUCUAACACUUUGUAAAGACAUUUCUAUCCAAGACAUUUUCCUGCCCAAGACAUUUCCCCUUCAGACCUUUCCUGCCCAAGAUAGUUCCCUCUCAGACAUUUUCUUGCCCUUAACACUUUGUGAAAACAUUCUACCCCUUUGAAUUUGACAUUUGGGACCAGGGUUAGCCAAACUGAACACGUAAUCCCAACUAGGUUUAUUCUCUGAAUUGGUUUGCCAGAGACUGGGAAGCUAUGCAUUCCCCUUGUCCUGGUCCUGGGACUGGGAGUUUCUGUGGGUGCUUCCUCCCCAACCCUCUGAGCCAACAGCUCCCUUGGGGGAUGAGCUGGGCAACCUCAUCUGGCUGCAGGGCAUUUCCAGAGCCAUGAAGCUGUCCCUCCUUCCCAACACCUCCCACACUAACAGUUCAGAGUGAGGCUUUGUUCUGAAGGCCAACCAGAACAGUUCACUAACAUAGAGUCCCAUUCUCAGAAAUGAACCCAAUAUUCUUGGGUAAGACCCUUGGUGAUAUGGUCUUGGUUGCGGAGGUAAAAUCUCAAUGCUGCAUUGUCAGGCUAAAAACACACACCUGGUGGUCCUACAACUAGGUUGAACCCUUUCUUCCUGGGAUUCUGCUCCUCACCCCAAGGCAUUAGAGAGCCUUGUCUCCACUCUACCAGGAAAGCUUAUUUUCACAUUAAAAGGAGUCCACCAGGAUAAAUCCUCUCCUCCACACCAUGAGAGAGGUUUCAGAUUAUAUAUCAGAUAGAUAAUUUUAGGCAGGAGUCUUGUAAUUAGAUAUCAGCCUGUUUCACUUGGUAUCUUGAACCAGCACUCAGAAUCUCGCUUCCUGCCUCAGGAUGCUUGCAGGUGCUUCUCUGAUAUGCUUGUCCAAAUGCCCACUUCCACCCUCAGAGACAGGUAGCUGCCCUCUGGGGGAAGUAUGAAGUGAGCAGUCUCUGUGUGCCGAUGGCUAGCCAUCCAGGGUAGGACAGUAUAAAAAAUUCAAUCUGAGAACACCCUUUUCUCCAGGAAAUUUUUAUAUUUAAACAGUAAUGUGAAUACAAUAAAAGAAUUUCCAAUAGUACAAACUUGAGGGUCCCAUUCCCUAACCUUUGUGACCCCAGAAAGGCAAUUUCUGAACAGUUUCUUAUGUAUUCUUUUUAAAACAAUACAUGUAUGCAAGCAUGUAAUAUAUAUUCUGUUACAUAUGGGAGCAGAUUACAUGGGUCCUUGUUUCCACUCCUGUAUCACCACUUAAUUUAUUUGAAGAUUAUUUCAAUUCAGAACAUAUUAAAUUUGACAAGGUUUUUUUUUUAAUUCAAUAGUUCAUCCUUUAAAUUGAGGAAAAACUAAAUGCAGUGAGUUGCAGAUCUUAAAUGUGCAACUUACUGAUAAUAGACAAACUCAGAGACCCUUUAACACUCCAGGUCACUCCUCUCCCCAGGAAGUUCUUCCAUUAUUAUAAUCUCUGCCAUUAUUCUGCACCUUCCCAUGGUGAUCAGUGUUCAGUCUGUUGCCAUGGAGUCUUUUCCCCUGUUGAACUUCAAGCAAUGAAAUCACAGUUACAUACCUGUUUGUAUCUGAUAUGUUUGCCGUACAAAAUGCUUUUAAAAUUCAUUCCUAUUGUAUAUAUCUGUUCAGUCUUUUACCAUUGUUGUAGUGUUUCAUUAUAUUGAUGCUGCAAUUUGCUUAUUUUACCAUGGAUGGAUAUUUGAGUGGUUCCAGUUUGGGGCUUUUAUGCAAAAAAAAAAGCGAUAAUAAAAUUCUCUGUACAGUUUUUUCGCACAUAUGCCUUGAAGAAAGCUUGUCUAGUAAUGAAUUGUUAAAUGUGUUAGAUAAUAAAUGGUUACCUAUUGAU
Molecule: messenger RNA, 6950 nt
Organism: Sorex araneus (European shrew)
Lineage: Eukaryota; Metazoa; Chordata; Mammalia; Eulipotyphla; Soricidae
Gene: SLC13A5
Product: solute carrier family 13 member 5
Exons: 12
Coding region: 363-2078 (571 amino acids)
Biological process (GO): citrate transport; monoatomic anion transmembrane transport
Cellular component (GO): membrane
Molecular function (GO): succinate transmembrane transporter activity; citrate transmembrane transporter activity; sodium:dicarboxylate symporter activity
Source: RefSeq, a predicted model, not a curated record